Emericellopsis atlantica is the source of this 501-nucleotide messenger RNA. RefSeq lists its product as uncharacterized. Gene Ontology annotation, biological process: regulation of receptor recycling; cellular response to amino acid stimulus; positive regulation of TOR signaling. NCBI's taxonomy places the organism in Eukaryota, Fungi, Ascomycota, Sordariomycetes, Hypocreales, Bionectriaceae. Bases 1 to 501 code for a protein of 166 amino acids. Gene Ontology annotation, cellular component: Ragulator complex; late endosome membrane; membrane raft. The transcript is spliced from 3 exons. The record is from RefSeq and is a predicted model, not a curated record.
AUGGGCGCCUGCCAAUCUUGCCUAGGGCGUCGCAACAGCGAUAUAUCGAACAAUGACGAGGGUACGGGUCUUUUGUACGACGACAAUGGCAUGCAGUACGGUAGCUUUGGCGACCAGGCCAUGAGCGGAGAGAACGAGACAGUCGAGACACAACGCGAGAACGAGGCGAUACAGACGGUCGUCGCGAAGACCUCAAACAACAUGGUUGACGUAUUCGAAAUCGCCCAGGCUGCCGGCACCAACAGAGGCAUGGCAGCUGGCUUCGCCCAAACAGGCCCUGGCCCUCGCGAAGCACGUUUCCAGCACCUUCUUUCGAAACUCAACACGCACGAGUCGAACUUGCCCAACGAGGGCAGAAUUGGUGUGCUCGCCGAUGAGGAGGAUCUCAGUUCCCAACCCGGCAAACCAGCCAGUGUAAACACCCAAGAAGGCGGGGAUGAUGCGCUGGUUGGUACAUUCGCGGACGCUGCCGCCGCCGCAGCGGCUGGGGCAUCUUCGUGA